Vicugna pacos (alpaca) is the source of this 4678-nucleotide messenger RNA. The record is from RefSeq and is a predicted model, not a curated record. Lineage: Eukaryota; Metazoa; Chordata; Mammalia; Artiodactyla; Camelidae.
AGGUAAUUGAAUUGCAAGGGCGAAGACUGACCCGGGAAUAGGAGCAAAGCAAUUCUGCUGCUCCUCCUCCUGUCGUUUUUACCACUUGCCUCCUGACUCUUCUCCAAACCAAGCUCAUCUGCAGAAUUCCCUGCACAAGUGCCAGCCAUUGGGAGUCUGCGGAAGCCGCCCUGUGCAUCUCAAGCUGCCCUGUUAUCCAGCCACCAUCCCUGACCACUGGGACCGCUUCUGAUGGCUGUGGCCUCCGCUGCCCCAGGGAGCAUCUUCUGUAAGCAGCUCCUCUUCUGUCUCCUGGUUUUACUGUUGUUUUGCGAUGCUUGCCAGAAAAUUUCUCUCCAAGUUCCUUCUCAUCUUCAUGCUGAAGCACUUGUAGGCAAAGUGAAUCUGAAGAAGUGUCUCCAGUCAGCCAGCCUAAUCCACUCAAGUGAUCCUGACUUCAGAAUUCUAGGAGAUGGCUCAGUUUACACAACACGGGACCUCGUUUUGUCUUCUGAAAAGAAGAGUUUUUCCAUUCUUCUUUCAGAUGCUCAGGGACAGGAGCAGAAAGAGAUAGACAUUGUACUGGAAGCAAGAGGAAAGAAGGUACAUGAGAUUCCUAAGAGACAUCCCAAAGACACAGUCCUCAGGCGAAGCAAGAGGCGAUGGGCCCCUAUUCCGUGUUCGCUGAUGGAGAACUCACUAGGUCCAUUUCCACAACAUGUUCAGCAGGUUCAAUCUGAUGCCGCACAGAACUACACCAUCUUUUACUCCAUAAGUGGACCAGGAGUUGACAAAGAGCCCUUCAAUUUGUUCUUCAUAGACAAAGACACAGGGGAUAUCUUUUGUACAAGAAGCAUAGAUCGUGAGCAGUAUGCAGAGUUUCCGCUCUAUGCCUACGCGACGACCAUAGACGGUUAUGCACCCGAGUACCCACUGCCCUUGCUGUUCAAGGUCGAAGAUGAUAAUGACAAUGCCCCGUACUUUGAAAGCAAAUUGACUAUGUUUAGUGUGCCCGAGAACUGCCGAACCGGAACUUCAGUGGGAAAAGUGACAGCCAUCGACCACGAUGAACCUGACACUCUGCAUACUCGUCUGAGAUAUAAGAUCUUACAGCAAAUCCCAGAUCACCCAAAGCAUUUCUCCAUCCAUCCAGAUACAGGUGUCAUCACCACAGCUACGCCUUUGCUGGAUAGAGAAAAAUGUGAUACGUACAAGUUGAUAAUGGAAGUGCGAGACAUGGGAGGCCAACCUUUUGGGUUAUUUAAUACAGGAACAAUUACAAUUUCGCUUGAGGAUGAAAAUGACAAUUCACCAUAUUUUACAGAAUCUUCUUAUUUUACAGAAGUAGAAGAAAACAGAAUUGACGUUGAGAUUUUACGAAUGGCAGUACGUGACCAGGAUUUGCCAAACACGCCUCACUCAAAGGCUGUAUACAAGAUCCUACAAGGAAAUGAAAAUGGAAACUUCAGAAUUAGCACAGAUCCAAACACAAAUGAAGCAGUCUUGUGUGUUGUUAAGCCCCUGAACUAUGAAGCCAGUGACCAAGUUGUUUUGCAAGUUGGUGUUCUUAACGAAGCACAGUUCUCUAGAGCGCCAAACUCACAAGCUCCUACUAUGUGCACUGCAACUGUCACUGUUAAAGUUAAAGACACUGAUGAGGGCCCUGAAUGCCAACCGCCAGUAAAAGUUAUUCAGAGUAAAGACGGCCUCCCAGAGGGCAAAGAGCUCCUUGGAUACAAAGCAUUGGAUCCGGAAAAGCGCAGUAGUGAGGGCUUAAGGUAUAAGAAGAUAAAAGAUGAAGAUAACUGGUUUGAAAUUAAUGAACACACCGGUGACUUGAAAACUGUAAAAACUCUAGACAGAGAAUCAAAAUUUGUAAAAAACAACCAAUACAAUGUUUCCGUGAUGGCAAUGGAUGCAGUUGGCAGAUCUUGCACUGGAACAUUAGUCGUUCUUCUGGAAGAUGAUAAUGAUCACCCACCGCAAAUUGCCAAAGAAGUGACAAUUUGUCGGCAUGGUAAGGAUUUUGCCGUUCUCGAACCUGUGGAUGCAGAUGGACCUGAGAAUGGGCCACCUUUUCAAUUCGUCCUGGAUAAAUCUGCCAGCAAACUUUGGACGUUAGAGACAAAAGACGGUAAAACUGCCAUUCUUCGUGAACGGCAAAAUCUUGAUUAUGACUAUUACUCUGUGCCUAUCCAAAUAAAAGACAGACAUGGUCUUGCUGCCGCAUACACGUUAUCAGUGAGAGUAUGUGACUGUACUACUCCCUCUGAUUGUAGAAUGACUACUAAACUUCAGAGAGAUAUCGCGCCAUCAAAUGUAAUACUUGGAAAAUGGGCUAUUCUUGCCAUGGUGCUGGGUUCUGCAUUGUUGUUAUGUGUUCUGUUUACAUGUUUCUGUCUUACUGAUAAGAAAGCAGUAAAGAAGUGUUUUCCCGAAGAUGUAGCCCAGCAAAACUUAAUUGUAUCAAACACUGAAGGACCCGGAGAGGAAGUGAUGGAAGCAAAUAUUAAACUCCCCACACAGACGUCCAACAUUUGUGACACAAACAUAUCUGUUGGCACACUUGGUGGCCAGGGUGUCAAAACACAGCAAAGUUUUGAGAUGGUCAAAGGCGGCUACACUUUGGAUUCCAGCAAAGGAGGUGGACAUCAGACGUUGGAAUCAGUCAAGGGCAUAGGACAGGGAGGAACGGACACCGGCAGAUACACAUACACCGAAUGGCACAGCUUCACCCAACCUCGGCUUGGCGAAGAAUCCAUUAGAGGACACACUCUGAUUAAAAAUUAAACAGUAAAAGAAGGUGUACCUGUGUGGCCAGGACGAGGAGCAUAAACAUUCUGAAGACUACGUUCGCUCUUACAACUAUGAAGGGAAAGGCUCUGUGGCUGGCUCGGUGGGCUGCUGCAGCGAUCGGCAGGAAGAUGAGGGUCUUGAGUUUCUGGAUCAUCUGGAACCCAAAUUUAGGACGCUAGCAAAGACAUGUGUAAACAAAUAAGUGUGCCUUUUAAUAGAGUAACAUCCACAAAUGCUUGUGUAGGAGUUUAUUGAAUGUAAUUUGAUGGCAGCAUCUGCUAAUGUGUUUGUUGACUUGGGGUAAGCUUCCAGUCAUGUGUAGACAAGGACACUGUAAGUAUGACACGCCCCUAAAUUCUCCUUGUCCGAGAUAAUGUCCAUGUCCUCUAGAAGUAAACGUUUCACUUGUUAAUUUCCUUUUCUAUACGUGUAUAUACUGCCCUUUCCAGGACUGUCCUCAUGUGCUUUCUUCUACCUUCUGUUUGGAAUUUUAUGUCACUUUGUAUGCUCUGGAAGAGUAUGUGGGAGAGCUGUGGACUGUGGAGGCUAAUGAAAAACACAUUUUUAUUUUAGGUGAAAAUUAAAUAUUUUCUUCAGAAUCUUGGGGAGAAUUAUGCUUUUAUUGGUCUUUGGUGCCAGAGAACUGCUUCCUCUACCCGAGCAGCUAUGUGCUGAAGGAUUUUUUUUAAGUACUCUCUGAUGCAGUCUUCGAUUCGGUGAAUCAGAGCUCAUUUCUUACUAAACUUUCCACCCUGCGGAGAUGCUCCCAGCUCGAUCCUGGGAUCUCUGUCCAUGUGGUUGUGUUAUUAAUUACGUUCCUACAGCUUCUAGAAUUAUUUGGAAAGACAGGGAUCAAAACAAGCAAGCUCACGGCAAUUUGAGCUGCAGAGAUUUUGUAAGGAUCACGUGAGAGGAUUUCCAUGAAAGAAUUGGAAACUUGAUGCCCGUGGGUUGACUGAAAUCCACAGAUCUGUUUUGUUUGCCCACUAUGAUGUAUUAUUACUUUUUAAAAAUGUAAAUACCUUGGCAAAAGGACAUACCUUCUCUAGUUUGAUGCAGACCCACUGUCUUCAAGCAUUUGUGAAACUAGCCCAGCAGGCAUCAGGCUGGCAACCCUGAUAUGCUUAGCCCUUUGAAUAUGCUAACAAUUAAAUAACCAUCCAUACUGGAACUUAAUACUCAGGCUACACUGGUAAUCACUUUCAAAAAAUGUUAAAUCAGAAAACAUGUCUGUCAUUAUAUAUUAAAAAAUUGAAAUCUAUUAAAGCAAUUUUUACCAAACUUUUGUUGAAUGAUAGAUAAAUGAAUGAAAACAUGAGUUAAUAAAUUAUUUUGAAUAUAUAACAUUUUAAAUGGAUAUUAUAUUUUAUUAAUUUAGAAACAGGCCAUAUAUUUAAAUAUUGUAAUAGUUUUUUGUGCCAAACUGUAUAGAUUUAUAAACGUUAACAGUAUAUAUCACAAGGAAAUUUCUUACUCAGACAAAAAACAUUUUUUUAAUCAGUUAGCUAGUUAACCUUUUAAAAAAAUAAGUGGCUGAUUUUCUUAAAUUUUGUGAUCUAUCUCCUUAUUUUCAGUCACAGGUUCUAAGUAAAGGUGUUUCUUGAUAUGAAAUUAGAUAUUAGUGGAAUAAAAAAGUUUUAAUAAGUAAAAUUUUCAUUUUAUAAGCUGUCCACAAUGUGUGAUUUUUAUAACCAUUGUCAGUAAAAUAAUUUUGGAGAGUAAUGCAAUUUCUGAAUUUCUGUUUUCUGAUGUACAUGUUACUCUGACAACGAUACCAGUUUUGAAAUUUAAAAAUAUAGUAUUAAAAUUUGGGAAAUAUAUCAUAAUACCAUACUAAGCUGUAUUCUUGAAUGUAGGUGCAGAAUGUUUGCUGAGCAAUUAAAAAUCAUUAGCUAAGCAUUAA